AUGAGUCUUGCCAUUCCUCUCCCUAGCCACGGCUACAUGGCUGAGACCCACCCUUAUGCCGCUCCUCUUUCUUCCUCCGCUUCCUCUUCCACCUCCUCAGUAUUCUCAGACGCUGCGUCACAAGCGUCAAGCGCAAGCUCCACAUCGUCUCACUCAAACUGGGACUCAGAAGAAUGGAGUCGCAACCAAGUGGCACCGCCGACAAUUGUCGACCCUGCGAGCUUGUCAGCUUUCCAGCCCAUCAGCCGAGUUAGCACAUAUCCUCAGUACCAGUCUACGGUGUGCCGGGAGCCUGUACAGGAGAGAUUACCUUCCCUGCGCACUGAGCUGUUGGCACCUCUGGAGCAGCGACAGAAUCCUCGCCGAUCGUCGACCACUGUCAACCAGAAGCCCCCACCUCAAUUGGUACGGCAAUCCGACCGAAAGGUCAACUUCGUCGAUUGCCUCGUCGAUUCCGCUACUCAGAUGGUCGAGGUCAUCUGGCAACUUUCAGAGCCCAAGAGCCGUUGUGAGAAUGCUUCUGGACGUGGAGUGCUUCCUCUCCGCAUGUUCAUCCAGGAGACCCUCCGUCGCUCUCGCACGAGCUAUUCUACUCUUCAAGUUGCCUUGUACUACUUGAUUUUGAUCAAGCCUCACCUGCCCAAGCACGACUUCACCAUGUCCCAGCCUGAAGACGCAUCUCUUCGUGCGCUGCAAUGUGGUCGUCGCAUGUUCCUUGCUGCGCUUAUCCUCGCAUCCAAGUACCUACAGGACCGCAACUACUCGGCUCGCGCAUGGAGCAAGAUCUCUGGUCUCAAGGUUUGCGAAAUCAACACCAAUGAGAUGGCUUUCCUCGAAGCUGUCAACUGGAAACUGCACAUCGUUGAUUCGGUAUGGGAGAAGUGGCAAGAAGUCGUCCUGCGACACACGCCUACCCUUCCUCCGCCAUCACCUGGCGCUAGCAUCCCCAACACUUGGAAAGAUGUCAUUCCUAUUUUGACACCUGAGUUGGAUAUCGUCCAGUUGGCUCCCAGGAAGUCAGCAAACGCUCCCGUACGUCCUCCUCUGAGGCCUCAGCUGAACGCGUCGCCCUACCGCUGCCCAUCGAUGGAUGGCUACGGAUCGCAAGAGAGCACACCAACUCCAUCUCGCUAUCAAGUGCCUCGCUUCCUGGAGCCGAAGCCUGAUCUUCCCCACACUCCGUCACUGCCAUCCCUGGCUCGCUUGGGUCCACUACCAACCCCAUCCUUGACCCCGCAAUCCAUCACCAGCAACACUCCUGCAGCGAGUGCCAUGGCUUUCGGAUCGCGCCGCCCAUCGAUGUGCACGGCAAUGCAACAGGCACAGUGCUCCUCACUGGCACGCACCUGUGUAGACCAGUUCAACCCAAGCAUCAGGAACGGACUGGAAGCUUACCACUUCCCAAGCCGACGACCUUCCCUGGCUCCUUCCAACUCAUCUCUAUCGUCCUCUCCAGAGUCAAUGAUCUCGGACAACUCGCGCACUUCUCGUGCUUCAUCAAUCUCGUCGGUCUCGUCUGCCGGCUGGGCGCCAAACCAAAGCCAGGCCAGCUUGGCUCGGUUGGCGACCUGCCGCAGCGCGAAGCUCCCGUACCCGGUUUUGUCGAAGUGCAAGGAGCAGUACGAGUAUGCUCCAAGUGAGCCCAUGUCCUCACCCGAUCUGGACAGCUUCCAUAUUGAUGAUUCGGAUUCGUCGCCAGGCAAGGUCGACAGCCCUGCGUGCGUCACUCCCGCAAGCCGCAAGCGUGGAAGGUCUUCAGUUGAUCUCCAGCAGAAUGUGCGACACUUGCUUCACAGCACUCGCUCCGCAUUCGACCUUCGUGGUCAGAAGCCUGUGCUUCCUGAUAGAUCAGUGUCGCAAUCAUUCGCCCUCUCGCGCAGUGAACCAAAAGGGCUGCAGUCCCCUAAGAACACUGUUCCUUAUUGCUCGCGUCUUCCUAUUCAGAAGGACUUUGGCAAGAAGAGGUCGUGCUGCAGCACCGAGGUCGCGCAAGCCUACCGCCCACAAGGCCCAGGCAUGUGGGCUGGCAUCCUCUAA
This is a messenger RNA of Alternaria incomplexa, 2037 nucleotides long. RefSeq lists its product as uncharacterized. The transcript has 2 exons. The coding region runs from base 1 to 2037 and encodes 678 amino acids. The record is from RefSeq and is a predicted model, not a curated record. Gene Ontology annotation, cellular component: nucleus; cyclin-dependent protein kinase holoenzyme complex. NCBI's taxonomy places the organism in Eukaryota, Fungi, Ascomycota, Dothideomycetes, Pleosporales, Pleosporaceae. Gene Ontology annotation, molecular function: protein kinase binding; cyclin-dependent protein serine/threonine kinase regulator activity. Gene Ontology annotation, biological process: regulation of cyclin-dependent protein serine/threonine kinase activity.